ACUAAAGUGUAAAAGACUUGAAAAUGAGAUGAUGAGCGACAGAGAGUGUAGACCUUCUCUAAUGUGCAUCUUCUUCUAAGUUCUCAAUUAGAGGGGGAUUACCAAAAUUUUCACAAAUUCGAAACCAAAAAAAAUGGCGGCCACUGAUGAAGUCCGUCUUCUUUCUCUCAUCGAAUCCUCCCACGCCGGCGAUGUCUUCUCCUCCUUCUCCGAUUACCUUCGACCUUUCUCUGCUCUAUCAUCGACUUCCCGGAAACAAGACCGAACAGUUACGGUUCGAUCCCUCGGCAAGCAAUUCCUUCCUUUCCUCAACAAAUCGAUCUCGCUCUUCCCCAAACGGCUCUCCGUCGCCGCGAAUCCCGACAAGGAAGCUCGUGAAUCGGCCGGAGAUCUGUUCAGGGCGUACGAACUCUGCUUGGAUUGCCUUGAAUCGUUCUCCGCUCAGUUAGCCUGCAAGCCCCAUACAGUUCAGCUUCAGAGGCUGCGAAUGAUUUACUGUCUCGAUGCUUGGGGGUUUUAUGAGCGUGUUAGUGCCCAAGCGUUCAAGGUUCUGGAGAGGCUAAGAGGCUCCGGUAUUAGCUCCCGGAAGUGCCGGUUGUUGCCGGAGGUUCAGGACGGAGAGGCGGAGCUUGCGAUGGUUAUAGUAGAGGCUGUGGCGGCUGUCUUCAAGGCUAUUGGAAUGGCCCUUCAAACAGAUGAUAAGCCGUACAGAACAGCCCUUCUCUUGCUCGAGGAGGUCAGAGCUUGGUUCAGGGUCUUAGAUGCCAAGGCGUAUGAGAAAUUGCACAGAGUGCUCGUGACAAAUCUGGGUAAAUGUGCUCUUUCUCUGGUUAAAGAGGCUGAGCGUUUUGAUGGGGAUUUCGUGCGUUCUUUCUGUGAUUCAACUGUGAAGGAACACUAUAAAUUUGCAUUGUCAAAAGAUCGAAUUUAUAAGUUUGCUCGUGAGGUGCUUUCUGUUCUGUUCGGAUUGAAGGAUAGAAGAAUGUCAGUGACCAUUGACAUUUCAAUGUCUUUGUUGCGCAGCUUAACUUGCCAAUUCGUGGCUGAUACUAAUGAGGAUUUAAUGGAGUUUGUUGACCUAGUCUCUUAUUGCGCUCACAAAGUUCGAGCAGCCGGAGACAUGUACUGUGGAAAAGUUUCAAAAUAUUUAAAUGAGAUGGCAGCUAACUUCUCCGAGGCAAUACCACAACUUAAUCAGAUUCUUAGACUUUAUUCGUCCGGGCUGUCCAUCACGGUUUACGAUUCCACGUUUGGAGAAAGUAAGGUUAAAGAUGCAACAGAUGAUUGGAAGAUUCAAGCUUUGCUUGAUGAUGAGGCUAGGUGGCAAAGCUUAGUUUCUUUACUCGCCAUGGUUGAUAGUUACUCAGGUGCUGUACGCAAUCAGACUGAUGGAUCAUUGAUUGGUGGACAUAAGAACUACAACAAUAAAACGAAUGAUAGCUGUAAAAACAGAAACAAGAAGACUUGUUGGCCACAGUAUGUAGAUGCCUUGAGUUUCUUGUGCCAACCGCUUGCGGACUUGAUAAAUUCAGUGAAAAGAAAGAUUGUUUUGAAGUCAGAAAUGCCCUGCGCUUCGGCUCACCUGUCUACUAUUCAUGAUGUUUUUCUCCAAUAUUGUGAUGGUUGUCUCUUCCUUCAGAGAUGCCCGUCUGACACGGGAGGUAGAGCAACUUACAAUAACAAAGCUUUGUUAAACGUGGCUAUGGCUGCUUUCAUUAUCUCACUGAGAACCCAGCUUAAAUUGGAGAUCAGUGCACAUCUAGUUGAGGAUGUAAUUACCAGUCCAUGGAUCCGAUCUCAAGAACUCAAGUAUCUAUUAGCCUCGCUAUACAAUAUUGGUGUCGUUUUGUACAGAAAUAAGGAACUAGAAAAGGCUUGUGAGGCGCUCAGGCUUUGUUCCAAGGCAUCAUGGAGAUGUGUUGAACUACAUUGCCAGAUGUUUGAAAAUCAAUCUAGUUCAUCUGAUAAUGACCUGUCAGAAGAUGCCAUUAUGGAAUUUGUGGGCGAAUCAUGUAAUAGGUGUGCAUUCUACCUGGAUAUACUCCAGCAAUGUAGCAGUUGUAAGAUUAGACAGACUAUCGUACAUAGUCUUGAAAAUUGGUUGUCAGCUGAACAUCUGAUUAGAAGGUUACCAGGCCCUGCGGCGAUUGUAAAACAGUGGGUUAAGAUAGAACGGGGAUGUCACACAGAUCUAGAUGCGGCUGAUUCUUGUACAACUUUGUACUCAUUGCUAUCAUCUUCUAAAAAAAAGUCAAAGCGGGCUAUCGGAAAAAUCCUACAGCAGGAGCUUCUGGCCUAUGAUGAAAUGUUCCCUUUAAGCUCAAAUCUAGGUCAACAAACGCGAAUUGAAAUAGCUGAUAUCCUUUUGAAGGAUGUAUAUGUCACAGAGGAUAUGCAUUUAGAAAGAGCAAGAAUCUUAAUAUGGAAAGCAAGAAUGACAAGGACAUUUGGAACUGAACGUCUAACUGACUGCAUUGAUUUUCUGUCAGAAGCAAUCUCUAUAUUGAGUGAGGUACAUCAUAGGCCAAAUAAAGAGGGUGCUCCAUCUUCCCACCAGCUACCUAUUGCGUAUUGCUUGAGAGCCUUUUGUAUCCAGGAAGCUGAACCAAACUCGAAGAAAGUCCUUGAAGAUAUUAGCACUUCGCUAAAUCUCUGGCUGGAGAUUUCUUGCCUAGAUGAUAGUGGGGCCAGUCUACCGACAGUGGACAUAAUUCCAUUACUUUAUAAUAUGAUCGAUUUGAUGUCAGUGAAGGGAUGUACGGAGCUCCAUCAUCAUAUAUACCAGCUGAUUUUCAGAUUAUUUAAACAGAAGAAUGUGAAAUUGGAGGUCUGCCUUGCAAUGCUGUGGGAAUGUAGAAGGCUCAGUCAUGCCUUAUGUCCGUCCCCCAUAAGUGAUGUCUUUAUCCUGGCCUUAUCAGAGAAUUGUGGUGACAGAUCUACGUGCAUUGAUUUCUGGAUAGAUUGCCUGAAAGAUUCAAAAGCAAAGCUAAUUGGGUUCCAGCAGAAUUUCCAUGAUUUACACGAUUUCUUGCGUACCUCCAAUAAGGUUAAAAGUCCCUUUCAAUCAGACAUCACAAUAGAUGGUAUCACAGAUGCAGCUUCGGAACUCAUUUCAAGUGCAUCACUCUCAGGUCCUUCAUCUUUUUUUGCUGCAUAUCUCUAUUAUGAUCUCUGUGAACGGCUCAUAUCAUUUGGAAAGCUUUCUGAGGCUCUUUCAUAUGCAAAAGAAGCCUAUAGAAUACGAACUCUUAUAUUUCAAGAGAAAUUUAAGUAUACAGCUGAGAAGCAGUUCGAAAAACACAAUGACGCCGGGAAAAUAUCAGAGAUACGGACUUUUAGCAUAACGAAUUUCCAAGUGUUCAAAUCAGUAGCAACUGAUUUUUGGCCAUGUGGAAAUUUUCUCUGGGACAUCAAUCGCUCUUACUUAAGUCGUUGGAAUGUACUCCAGUGUUAUUUGGAAAGCACCCUUCAGGUUGGAAUUGUUAAUGAGCUGAUAGGGAAUGGAGGGGAGGCAGAAACCCUUCUUUCAUGGGGGAAAGCAAUUUCAUGCUCGCAAAGUCUAUUCCCUUUUGUAGUUGCAUUUUCUUCUGCCUUGGGAAAUCUUUACCACAAAAAGCAGAGUCUGGAUCUGGCAGAAAAGGAACUCCAAAAUGCAAAAGAGAUAAUAAUUGCUAAUCAGAGAGAAUUUUCUUGUGUGAAGUGCAAACUGAGGUUAGAGGUUACAUUGGAUAAGCAACUUGGAGACAUAUCUCGCAAACAAAUUGUUAAUGCUGCUAGAGUUUCCGAGACAGAUGGAUUCUUGCAUGCUGAGAGUCUGUUUAGUGCUGCCCUUGGAAAAAUCUGUUGCUCAGCAUGGCAGAGCUGCCUAAGAUCUCAUGGAGUAGAAAUUUCUGAGGGAAUAGCGAUUGCUAAAAAUGGAGGGGAGUUUUUAGGAUCUAAAUCAAGUAAAACAAAACUCAAUAAGAAGCCAACUGAAGGCAAAGACACCAGGAGGGGUCGGAGAGCUAAAAGUUCCCAAACUGGCGUGUCAAAGGACCAUGAUUUGAUAUAUGAGCCAACAUCAAGGUUGACUCGAUCAAUGCGUCAGUCACUAAAAGAGCAAUGCCAAAAUUGUACUAAUGCGCCUGAAGCUGUUUUAAAGAAGCCUAGCUUCUGUCAUAUAUCUGAUGGUUCUGGGGGUGAAAGGGUGUUGUUGGAAACAAAAAACGCAGUCCAUGGCUUUUGCAUUUGCUACAAAGGAAAAUGUAUGCAGUGCCUCUCUGUAGAAGUAACCGAAUCUGGGUCUCUAAACAGUUUAGUAAGUUUGAAAUGGGAACUCUGCCAUAGGAGGCUUGCGUCCUCAAUACUUGUUAACCUCGGAAAAUGUUUGGCGGACUCUGGUAGAGUUCGUCUAGCUCAUGAAGCACUACUGCAUAGUAUCUCUGUUUUAUUUAAAAGCAAUUGGUCCAGCCACGACCAACCUUCUGUCAGUCAGUUGCUGGAGUUUAUUGGGAAAGAAGUUACAAGGGAUGUAUUUGCUAUUGAUCGUGCAAUAAUACUAAACAACUUGUGCUGGUUAAGUUUGCGGAAUUAUCACUGCAGGGAGAGCAGGUCUAUUUGCUGUGAUCUGUCUCAUAUUCCUUUCACAAAACUGGUGUCAUGGUUAAUGUUAGCAUUUAUACUCAGCAGAGAGGUUCCAAUACUAUUUCAAAAGGUUUCAAGAUUGCUUGCUUGUUUAUAUCUGCUUUCUGCCUCAAGUGCUGAAUUCUCAUUCGAAUGUGAUGGAAAUGAGCUGUCUGCAAGUCAUUGGGUCUCAUAUUUCCAUCAAGCUUCGCUUGGUACCCAUAUUAGUUACCAAUUCAUUUCAAAUUUGAGCCGAAGGCACAAAUCACAGUGCCUAUCAGAUAAAGAGGUAACAGAACGGGGUUGUAUAGGUAUUUUCAGCUUGUCAAUUUGUGGAUUAACUCCUGUAGCCUCAAAGGUAUUUUACGUGGUUAUUAGUUUCGUUUUGGAAGUGUGUGUUGCGUCUCUAUCUGACAGCUUUAAUUUUCAGUGUACAGAGGCUACUUGCUCGAGUUGCAUGGUUCCUGACGAGUUGGACUUACCGAGGCUUGCUCCUGAGCGUACUCAAGAUCUUGUACAAUUUUCUAAAGAAUUUUUCAACAAUCUUCCAAGCUCAACAAUCAUCUGUAUUAGUUUGCUUGGAGGCGCUUUAAAUCAAUUGUUACAAGAGCUAUUGCAAAUUCGUUCACCUGUUUGUGCCUGGGUGCUCGUAUCACGCUUUAACAUGAAAAGUCAACCGGUUGCCACACUUCUGCCUGUAGAUUCGGUUCUAGAAGACAUGUCAGAUGACAGUGGAAAUCUUAGUUCUACGGAAGCAACUCAAGUCAAGAAUUUGGAGAGGCGCUGGCUUUGUCCAUGGGGUUCCACCGUGGUUGAUGAUGUAGCUCCAGCAUUUAAAUCAAUAAUGGAGGAAAGCCACACAUAUUCUGGAUUUCCAGUAGAAGACACGAAAGAGAAUAGAUGCUUGUGGUGGAAAAGGAGAAAGAAACUAGAUCAUCAUCUUGGAAAAUUCCUAAGGAGUCUAGAAGCUUCCUGGCUGGGUCCCUGGAGAUGUCUGCUUCUUGGAGACUUGUCAAACUACAAAUUGCCCGACUCUGUACAGAAAAAACUGGUAAAAGAUCUCAAGUCCAAGUGCAAAAUGGAAGUAAAUGAGAUGCUUUUGAAGAUUAUUCUUGGAGGUGGGAUUGAAAACUUUAAAGGAGAGGCAUGCGUUGCUCAGCUUUCUUUAAGAAAUGGUUGCUACGUAGGUAGAGGGGGCUAUCUUUAUGAAGAAGAUAGCUGUAAAACUCCUACUGCUGCGACUAAUAUUUCUGAAAGUAGGCAUGGGUUGGCCUUACAGCUGAUACAUGAAGCAGCAACCAAACUGGAGCAACAUGACGGCCAUGAAAAUAGAGAACCUAUCAUUCUUGUGUUAGAUCCUGAGGUUCAGAUGCUUCCUUGGGAGAAUAUUCCAAUACUAAGGAAACAGGAGGUGUACCGAAUGCCUUCUGUAGGUAGCAUAUCUGCUGUGCUAAAAAAGCGCUGUCUUCAAGGAGAGCCAGCAAGAUCUAAUGUUGCUUCCUUCCCUCUUAUUGAUCCGCUAGAUUCAUUUUACUUGUUGAAUCCCGGUGGAGAUCUCAGCGAGACACAAAUCGUGUUUGAGAGUUGGUUCAGAGAUCAAAAUUUUGAGGGGAAAGCUGGAUUAGUACCAAGUGCUGAAGAGUUGACAGAAGCAUUAAAAAAUCAUGAUCUGUUUCUUUAUUUCGGCCAUGGAAGUGGAGCACAAUAUCUGUCUAGGCAUGAAAUAGAGAAACUAGAUAACUGCUCUGCAACUUUCCUAAUGGGAUGCAGUAGCGGUUCACUAUGGCUAAAAGGCUGCUACAUCCCACAAGGCAUACCACUCUCUUACCUCUUAGCUGGAUCUCCAGCCAUUGUGGCUACUCUAUGGGACGUAACAGACCGAGACAUUGAUCGGUUUGGGAAAGCCUUGUUGGAAGCUUGGUUGAGAGAGAGGUCAGAUUCUUCUUCUUCUUCUUCAGAGGGUGGUUGCAGCCAGUGUGAGUCAUUAGCUAAUGAACUUGCAGCCAUGAAUAUAAAAGGCAACAACAACACCAAGAGGUCAAGGAAACCGUCUUCGCGUAACAAGCCAGCUCAAUCGAAUGCUGAUGGGUCAGGGAAGGUUGAGUGUAACCACAAGCAUGGGCGCAAAAUCGGUUCAUUCAUCGCUGCGGCUCGAGAAGCGUGUACAUUGCCAUACUUGAUUGGAGCUGCACCGGUGUGUUAUGGUGUACCAACUGGUAUCACAAGGAAAAAAAAGAGUUGAAGCUCUUCUUCCUUCUUCGUCUUGUUAGUUGGUUUGGACAUAUAACACAGUUUUGAAGGAUAUUUUAGUGGGAUGAAAGUCUUAAGAGUUGGGGACUUGAAAUCAGAGAUCAUAACACAACACUAGAGUUAAAAAAAGGAGACACUAGAGAUAGAUUCUAUUUAUAUAUAUCAAAUUGUAAAAAGAUUAUUAGUAAUAUCACAUGGUUUCACUU
Messenger RNA from Eutrema salsugineum, 7058 nucleotides. RefSeq names its product separase. The record is from RefSeq and is a predicted model, not a curated record. NCBI's taxonomy places the organism in Eukaryota, Viridiplantae, Streptophyta, Magnoliopsida, Brassicales, Brassicaceae. Gene Ontology annotation, cellular component: nucleus; centrosome; mitotic spindle. The transcript is spliced from 26 exons. Gene Ontology annotation, molecular function: cysteine-type endopeptidase activity. The coding region runs from base 134 to 6844 and encodes 2236 amino acids. Gene Ontology annotation, biological process: proteolysis; meiotic chromosome separation.